Molecule: messenger RNA, 2431 nt
Organism: Zingiber officinale
Lineage: Eukaryota; Viridiplantae; Streptophyta; Magnoliopsida; Zingiberales; Zingiberaceae
Product: pentatricopeptide repeat-containing protein At4g14850-like
Exons: 2
Coding region: 27-2084 (685 amino acids)
Biological process (GO): RNA modification
Molecular function (GO): protein binding; zinc ion binding; RNA binding
Source: RefSeq, a predicted model, not a curated record
CGAUCGCUCGGACGCUGUGACGCCACAUGCGUUUCUCUCCGGACCCGCAGUCGCUUGCCGCCGCCGUUGAGCUCGCGAUCGCCACUCGCUCCGCCCUCCUCGGACGCGCCGCCCAUGCCGUCGCGGUCAAGAACCUGUCCCCUGGACCGCUCCCCGCCUUCCUCUCCAGUCACUUCGUCAACAUGUACUCCAAGCUCGACCUCCCUUCCGCCGCCGCAGCCGUGCUCUCCCUCGAUCCUGACCCCUCCGUCGUCACUUGGACCGCUCUCAUCUCAGGUGCCUCCCAGAACGGUCGUCCCCUUUCCGCCCUGGCCCACUUCGCCGCCAUGCUCCGCUCCUCCGUCCGCCCCAACGACUUCACCUUUCCUUCCGCCUUCAAGGCCGCCGCCUCUGCCCGGAUGCCCCUCGCCGGACGCCAGAUUCAUACCACGGCCUUCAAGUGCGGCUUCCUUGCCGACGCCUUCGUGGCCUGCGGCGCCCUCGAUAUGUACUACAAAACUGGUCUCUGUGUCGAUGCGCGACGCCUGUUUGGAGAAAUGCCUCAGAGAAGUGUAGUAGCUUGGAACGCAGUAAUGACCAAUGCGGUGCAAGAUGGACGGCCAGUUGAGGCAAUCGACGCCUUCGUCAAGCUUCGUUUGGAUGGAGGAGUCCCAAACACCAUCUCUCUUUGUGCCUUCUUAAACGCCUGCGCUGGUGUUUCUUACUCGUCUCUUGGAGCCCAGCUCCAUGCCUUCGUGAUCCAAUCGGGGUUCCUUGAUGAUGUUUCAGUCGGCAACGGGUUCAUUGAUUUCUAUGGUAAAUGUCACAUGGUUUUCGAGGCACAGAAAUUGUUUGAUGAAAUGCGCAUUAGGAAUGAUGUCUCAUGGUGCUCCCUAAUAGUUGUAUAUGCACAGAAUUAUGCUGAAGAAGAGGCUUUUAGAGUGUAUCUGGGUGCAAGGAGAGAAGGAAUUCUGCCCACCGAUUUCAUUGUCUCUAGUGUCCUCACCACUUGUGCUGGCCUUUCAGGGCUCGACCUUGGUCGCUCAUUGCAUGCCGUUGCCGUCUGUUCUUGCAUCACCGGUAACAUAUUUGUUGGGAGUGCUCUUGUUGACAUGUAUGGUAAAUGUGGGAGCAUCAGGGAGGCAGAGCAGGCAUUUGAAGAAUUGCAUCAGCCGAAUCUCAUCUCGUGGAAUGCUCUGAUAGGAGGGUAUGCUCAGCUUGGUGAUGCACAUAUGGCUCUCUCUGUGUUUGAUGACAUGAUAAGAUGUGGUCAGGUAACACCCAACUACAUCACAUUUGUGAACCUGAUCAGUGCUUGUGGCAGGGGAGGAUUCACGAAGGAAGGAUUAUACUUGUUUGAGACGAUGAAAGAAAGGUUUGGGAUUGAACCAAGAACAGAGCACUAUGCAUGUGUGGUGGAUUUGCUUGGACGCGCAGGGAUGGAAGAGCGUGCUUAUGAGUUUAUCAAAACAAUGCCAGUUACGCCAUCAAUCCCCAUGUGGGGAGCACUUCUUGGUUCUUGCAAAAUUCACGGGAAGACUGAGUUGGGAAGGAUCGCUGCACAGAAGCUGUUUGAGAUUGACCCCCAAGACUCUGGGAAUCACGUGCUGCUCUCCAACAUGUUUGCUUCAGCUGGAAGAUGGACAGAAGCAACAGAAGUGCGGAAGGAAAUGAAAGAUGUCGGGAUCAAGAAAGAUCCAGGAUGCAGUUGGAUCACAUGGAAGAAUGUGGUGCAUGUUUUUCAAGCAAAGGACACAACCCAUGAGAUGAACAAUGAAAUCCAAGCGACAUUGCGCAGACUAACAAAGGAGAUGCAGGCAGCUGGAUACACACCUGAUACGCAAUAUGUCCUUUAUGAUUUAGAAGAAGAAGAAAAGGAGACUGAGGUGCUCCAGCACAGUGAGAAGCUUGCUCUCGCCUUUGGGAUCAUCUCCAUUCCCCCUAGCCUCCCGAUAAGAAUCACCAAAAAUCUCCGAGUAUGCGGGGACUGCCACCAGUAUAUUAAGUUCAUCUCAGGCAUUGUUGAUCGAGAGAUCGUUGUGAGGGACAACAACAGGUUCCAUUAUUUUAAAGAUUAUCAGUGCUCUUGCGGGGAUUAUUGGUGAAAGUUAUAUCUCUAAACAACACAAUCAGAGCCCACAAAAAUAAUCUGGCAAAGAGAAUUGAAGAUCCUGCUUCUCGUCAUCAAUCCACAUGACUGGCAAUUGUCAUUGCAGUAAGGAACGUCAUUUCGAUGAACUUGGAUUCAGUGAGUCAUCAGAUAAGAUGUAUCAUACUGAACCAGAAUCUUCAUUCCAUUAUAUUCUUCUUUUUUCUCCUUAUUUUUAAGUUAUGAUGUAUGUCUAGGCUACCACUGUUUUGAAUAUACUGAGACAGAACAGUUCGUAUCAAAAGAAUGAUACGGGACGAUUAUUACAAAUUGUGACCAAAUGAAAAUCAUCUUGAUUCAAAA